CCGGUGCCUCGGGCUCCGCCGCAGCUUCUCCAGCAGGUCUCGCGGCAGGCAGGCGGCUUGGUCGCCAGCUCCGGCCUCAUGGCUGCUCCCGGCUCUUCGGCUGAGUGCGGCUACAUCCGGACAGUCCUGGGCCAGCAGAUCCUGGGGCAGCUGGACAGCUCCAGCCUGGCUUUGCCUUCCGAGGCCAAGCUGAAGCUGGCGGGGAGCAGCGGCCAGGCGGUCAAGAGCCUGCGGAUCCAGGAGCAGGUGCAGCAGACCCUGGCCCGGAAGGGCCGCAGUUUCGCGGGCAGCGGAAAUCUUCACCGAACUAGCAGUGUUCCUGAAUAUGUCUACAAUCUACACUUGGUUGAAAAUGAUUUUGCUGGUGUGCGUUCCCCUGUUACUAAAACCUAUGACUUGCUAAAGACAGGCACAGCCCCCACUUAUGAAGGUCGCUGGGGAAGAGGAACUUCGCAAUACAGCUCCCAGAAGUCGGUGGAGGAAAGGUUCUUCAGGCAGCCUCUAAGGAGACUUGAGAUUUCCCCAGACAGCAGCCCUGAGAGGGCUCAGUACGCACACAGCGAGCACCAGUACAGCCAGAGAAGCCAGGCCGGCCACACCUUGCGGCACCAGGAGAGCAGGAGGUCCACGCUUCUCGUGCCACCUCGCUACGCCCGCUCAGAAAUCGUAGGUUUCAGUCACUCCGGGGCGGUGGGCAGACAGCGUCACUACGACACCUACAACAGGCGCUACCAGUACGGGUCUGCGAACGAAGCCGUUUUUGACGGCGCCCCGGUCCAGCCGGUAGUGCUCACCUACCCCAGGCCGGGGACCAGCCACAGCCUGGGCAACCUCCUGGAGAAGGAGAACUACGUGACUGCGGGCCUCGCCGCCGGGCAGGCCAGGCCGGCGCCCGUGCCGCCGGGCACGCAGGGCCGGGCAGAGCGCUCGUCCUGGCAUCAGAGCUCCUUCCACAGCACCCGCACUCUGAGGGAAGCCGAGGCGGGCGGGAGGAGGCCGCACAGGACCGUGGGCCAGGUGGCGGCAGGAGGAAGUGGGAUCGUGGUCGCCGGCGAGAGAAGCACUUUCCCCGAGGCCCAGUCUGGGAAUGUAGACACGGAGAUGACUCUGGAGCGAGCAGUGAGCAUGCUUGAGGCAGACCACAUGCCACCGUCCAAGAUUCCUAUUGCAGCUACUUUCAUACAGCAUGAAUGCUUCCAGAAAUCUGAAGCACGGAAAAGGGUUUAUCAGCUUCGUGGCAUCCCCAAGCUUCUACAGCUCCUAAAAGUUCAGAAUGAAGAUAUCCAGCGAGCCGUGUGUGGGGCCUUGAGAAACUUGGUGUUUGAAGAUAAUGACAAUAAAUUGGAGGUAGCUGAACUCAGUGGGGUGCCUCGGCUGCUCCAGGUGUUAAAGCACACCAGAGACUUGGAGACUAAGAAGCAAAUAACAGGUUUGCUGUGGAACUUAUCCUCUAAUGACAAACUUAAGAAUCUCAUGAUAACAGAAGCCUUGCUUAUCCUCACUGAGAAUAUCAUCAUCCCCUUUUCGGGGUGGCCAGAAGGAGACUACCCCAAAGCAAAUGGUUUGCUUGAUUUUGAUAUAUUCUACAAUGUCACAGGAUGCCUAAGAAACAUGAGUUCAGCUGGCCCUGAAGGGAGAAAAGUGAUGAGGAGGUGUGAUGGACUGAUUGACUCACUGGUCCAUUAUGUCAGAGGCACCAUUGCGGAUUACCAGCCAGAUGACAAGGCCACAGAGAACUGUGUGUGCAUUCUUCAUAACCUCUCCUACCAGCUGGAGGCAGAGCUCCCAGAGAGAUACUCUCAGAGUAUUUAUAUUCAAAACCGGAAUAUCCAGGCUGACAACAACAAAAGUAUUGGGUGUUUUGGCAGUCGAAGCAGAAAAGUAAAAGAGCAAUACCAGGACAUGCCAAUGCCAGAGGAAAAGAGCAACCCCAAGGGCGUGGAGUGGCUGUGGCACUCCAUUGUGAUACGAAUGUAUUUGUCCUUGAUCGCCAAGAGUGUCCGAAACUAUACUCAAGAAGCAUCUUUGGGAGCUCUCCAGAAUCUCACAGCAGGAAGUGGACCAAUGCCAACAUCAGUAGCUCAGACAGUUGUCCAGAAGGAAAAUGGCCUUCAGCACACACGAAAGAUGCUGCAUAUUGGUGAUCCAAGUGUGAAAAAGACUGCCGUCUCUCUGCUGAGGAAUUUGUCUCGGAAUCUUUCUCUACAGAAUGAAAUUGCCAAAGAAACUCUACCUGAUUUGGUUUCCAUAAUUCCUGACACAGUCCCAAGUACUGAUCUUCUCAUUGAAACUACAGCCUCUGCCUGCUACACAUUGAACAAUAUAAUCCAAAAUAGUUACCAGAAUGCACGAGAUCUUCUAAACACUGGGGGCCUGCAGAAAAUUAUGACCAUAAGCGCAGGUGACACCUGCGCCUCCAGCAAAGCAAGUAAAGCUGCUUCUGUUCUCCUGUAUUCUCUGUGGACCCACACAGAGCUUCAUAAUGCCUACAAGAAGGCUCAGUUUAAGAAGACAGAUUUUGUCAACAGCAGGACUACCAAAGCCUACCACUCCCUGAAAGACUGAGGAAUGUGAAAAAGUGCUCUCAGAAAUAUGAACCUCUUCAUUCUCAGUUACAAAAAGCCCCAAAGGAAAACACCUAUUUUUCUACUUCCCAGCUUAAGAAACCUCAAAAAAGCAUAUCCUGUUUCUACACUUUUCUAUUUCCAUGGUCCUUGAAUCCAGAAGACAUUUGUGAGUUUGACACCAGUAGAUACUGGCAACAGGCUCAAUUUUACCCUCUACAAAUAGUGGUCUUUUUGAUCAGGGCUAAUAGUGCAUGACCUCCUAGAAUCAAAAUAUGAAUUUAUAUGGAAUGGACAUUAACAAAGUAAAUAAGGAAGAAAGCUGUUGUAUCACUAGGAUUUUAAAUUUUGACUUGCAUUUAUAUUCCUUCUCUGAUUUCCAUGUUUUGUCACUCACAUGUGUGUUGUUUCACCGUUGAGCCAUGAGUGUACUGUUCUGCAGUGCUGAAACAGAAACAAGAAGUAUUUUGGAGUUGUCCAGGAGAAAAUAUAAUGGCAACACUGCCUGUUUGUUUACUUUGUGCUUGUUUUUAUCCUCUUGGAUUUUUUUCUCGGCUUUUCAAUAAAUGUAAGAAAUUUAGAUCACAGAGCAUGCAUGACUAUAAGAAGAAGAAAUUGAAAGGAAGUGAUCAUAGAAAAUUUUAAAAAUCUUUUCUACAGUUUGAAAUUUGGUGUUCCCUCUAAAUAAUAAAUAAGAUUUUUACUCAAGGAAACACUUCACCUAUAACAACACUAUUAAAUGCAAAUUUCUCCUGACAGUAGUAUUCACGAUACUGUUUCCUGGACAUUAGCCACUGCAAUGAGCUGGUGAAGAAUGGACUUUACUGUUUGGCUACAGAAGGAACCUAGAUCUGUCAAUCUGUUGGAUCAGCCAGGGCCAUGAAAACCCAGCUCAUUUUAAUGAAUUAUCAACCAGCCUACUUUGCCUAAAAUUUUAAAAAUAGCACAGAACCACUAAGUCUCAUGUGAUCUUCCUUAAGCCAUUAUUUUAAGUCAAGAAAACACUAGAGAAGAAAAGUGAAAUUAUGUUGAGGAAAAAAAUGUUGUCUAGGCCAUCUAGAAAUGAUAUGAGAAAUGCUAGCAUUUAAACGUUGACAGCAUCAUCUAUUGGAGUCUAUAUUAAGUGUUAUUUUAACUGGACUAUGAUUAAUACCAUUCAGAUAGAAUUAGUCUUCUUAACCAUAAUUCUGUUAUAUUUUUCUUUUUAAAAGAAUCUGACAAUAUUUACUUCAAGAAAGUAAGAAGGGAAAAAAUCCUUCAGCUCCUUUUGGCCACCAAAGUGUGAUAGGAAAUAAAUUGCCACUUUCAAUUUGAAUGUGUACUUAAGUCUUUAUUAUAUUUGGAACUUAAAUUCUUUCCAUUUCAAAAGCUCAGUGAAGAAGACUAAGGUUACUACUUCAAAAUGAAAUUAUUUAGAUACCAAUUUUUAAAACACUGAAGAGAGAAAUCUUCUCUCUUUUUCUAAAAUUCUGAUGGUAAGCAUUUGGAGUAUAUUUAUUCCUCCAGAUAAUUAAUAUAUAUUUUAGAAAUUUCUGUGCUUUUAAGGCACAGUAGAGCCUUCAAUAAUAUUAAACAUAAAAUGAGGCAAAAAUAGCAUUGCCUGCCUUGGUAGCUGGGUAUAUGUGACUUAUUUGUGUAUCUUGGUAUCUGUGGUAUGAUUGACAUGAUGUUUGAGUAUUUGACUUAUGAAGUUCAACUUUAAUUGCUAAGAGUGUAAUAAGAAAUAUAAUUGCUUCUAUUUCUCCCCUAAUUAGUCCUAAAUUCUUUUCCAAGAAACACUUCCUAUAAGAAAGAUGGGAGUAGCUAGUGACUAAAGAUGGAGAGACAUACAAAUCUAGAUAUUGUUAGAUUUUAGUAAAUUGAGUGGGUCUGCGACCAUGAGAAGAUAGACUAUGUUUGAUCCCCAGGUCCUACUUUGUUUACAAAAACCUCAGUACUUUACUGUCUAUGAACACUUCCAAGGGAGGUCCGUAUGCAGCUGGAUAUCACUUUGAUCACAGGGCUAUAUACAUACACAAAGCUUUUCUUCUUUUCUGUGUGUCCGAGACUGUGUCCAUGUCAUCAAAGGGACUGAGUUGGACCUCUGCACUUAUUUCUGCUAAGGGAUCUAAAGGCCUUGCUGCUUUGUCAAGAAUUCUUCAUGAUUUUCUGGAAUGGGGGAGGUUGCUGCCCUGGAUUUCUAUUAAAUGGAAACAUUGUUUAUACUUGAUGGAAGUAACCAAAGGGUUAUCUGACAAGAUAAAGAGGGAAUUAAUGUGUCAAAUGGGAAAAUAAGCAACAUGAGUAGAUAAACCAUAAAACCAAUCUAAUCACCGUAUAAAAGAGCAAUUCUUUAGAAGAAAGAAGGAAGUGGAGGGGAGAUGUAUAUAUAAAAACAUGUAUAUAUAAUUUACAUACUAUAGUUACAAAUGAAACUUCCUCUAAAUAAAGUGCAUGGAGUGAGGACUUCAAUAUGUAUAUACUUUGAACAAAAUUGCAGAGGCUUCAAAUCACAAAAUCUGAGGAUUAGGAGCGAAUUUAGAGAACAUCUGGUCAAGUCCUCUUUAGAAUAUCUUCUUGUAUCAGAAAAGAUUCAGUUCUUAUUAGGAGGACAGAGAAGAAAAAUGUGCAAUCAUUUAUUCACUUAAUGCCCAACAUGACCCUGUAACUGGCCCAUCUUAAGAUUCAGUAACUUACAUUUUAAAGUAUUUGUUGUAGGAAUGAAAAUAGAUUAAAAAGGAAACAAACUUUUCAAAAUAAAAUUCUACUUUAAUGUUUUAUUUAUAGUAAUACUGACAGUUUCAUCUCUUAAGAAAUAAACUUCAACCCUUUAAGGACUAUGAGUAAAAGGAAAACUUUUUUAUGGUCUAUUCAGGAGAGAAAAAUCAAAAUACCACAUAUUGGCAUAGGAGUUGUUUAAAAUUUGUUAAGGGGGAAGCAUUCUAAAAGUCAUAGUCUGGAAGACAGUUGUUUAAAAAACAGCAAUAUUCAGCCUGGAAGAAGAGUGUCACAUUAUCUAUCUUUAAAUAUCUGAAAGACCACUGUGUAGAAGAUGACAUGGUCUUCCUCUGACAGAGUAGAGGACAGACUAGGGGGAGGCUUGUAUGACUAUCUUUGACUGAACAAGAAUGGACAUAUGUUGAGCGUUUCUCACAACCUCCUCAUAAAGUAUAUACUUUUUUCUUUUCUUUUUACAUUUUACAUGUGAAAAUAACCUGAAGCAGAGAAAGGUUAGGUUACAUUCCAAAGCGUCUUAGUUGGAAAAUGCAAAGGGGCCAUAUGAAUCCAGGUGAGAUGGCUUCUCUCUGGGGUUUCCCUGGGAGCCAAGAAUGCAAGACUCUGUCUUCACUCUGGGGAAAUGAGGGGCUCUUUUUGGUUUGUCUCUUGGCUAGUUAAGAGGACUUAUUCUAGGACCAGCCAGCUUGAACUCAAAUUGCAGUUGCUCCACUUGCUGGGAGGGUAAGGGUUAGGCUUAGUUGGGGUAAAGUCCUUACUCUCUCUGAGCCUCAGCUUUCCUUCUCUGUUAUAUGUGAAUGAUAGGGGUAGUUACCUCAUGGGAUCGCUUUAAGGAUUGAAUGUUUUCAUAAUUAUAAAGCACUUAAUGCCUGACAGUAUCUACACAAUAAACACUGACUAAAUUAUUUGGAGUUUUCUGUUUGGAUGGGCCUUUGUUUUCCUUUUUUAAUCUAUUUGUUUGAAUUUCUCUUUUCAGAUAGGUUGAUUUAGAUAAAAGCCCAAUCUUCCCCCCAGUCAACCAUUUUAUACACAAACAUAGACACUUAUUGACUCAUCCCUCAGAAGGCCAGGUAGAAUGAGGAAGAUAAAUAUUGCCCAGACAAGUGUUCCUCAAAGUCUGUUCUUCAGAACACAGGUUCUUUGGGGGUAUUUAUACAUGUUAUGUGAUAAGAAAUAGCCUAUAUUUAAUAAGUUUGAAGAUGGCUGAGUUACACAAAGAUUGAAAAGAUCGAGAUUAUAAGAUUUCUCAGAGUCCCUAAUAUGCAGCAUGCAUUGUGAAAUCUCCAAGAAGGAAUAGAGUAUGCUGCAUGUCGCCAAUCUUUUUGAAUCAAUAAACCCCUUUUUUUUCCAGAUGAUUCUUGAAGCUGUGUCUCUGCUGUAAACACUGUGACAUCAGUGAUCUGAGCCAUAGUCAAGAGGGGAAAAGGCAUUUAUCUUAUUCACAGUCUAGCCCGGGCUUCCCUGGUGGCUCAGUGGUAAAGAAUCCACCUGCAAUGCAGGAGACACAGGUUCAAUCCUUGGGCAGGGAAAAUCUCCUGGAGAAAGAAAUGGCAACCCACUCCAAUAUUCUUGCCUGGGAAAUCCCAUGGACAGAGGAGCCUGGUAGACUAUAGUCCCUAGGGUCACAAAACAGUCAGACAUGACUUAGCCACUAAACAACACAACAGUCUAGCUCAGUUCAUCUAGCUAAAGUCUGGACUACUGGUAAAUCGGACCCAGGCCUAAUCAUGAUUUAGUAAAACCUGAAAAUCAGUGAUUUCAAUAGAUUUAGGAUUAGUUCCUGAACAUUUUGUCUUAUUCCCACCUGGAGUGCUGCAUCUAUGGAUGGAAAGACAACUCAGGAGGUAUACAUAAGUCCAGAGAAACAGGUUGAGGCAGCCACAGACACUCCUUCAUCUUGACUGAUCAGACCUUCAAAAAUCCCACUUCAAGAGGCAAUUAAUUCUCUCAGAAGCCUGAAUUUUGCUUGUAAGCUGCUAACAUACAUCUGGCAUUUUUAUUUUGAAUAAAAAUGAAGUCCAAACUGUUGCAGAUUUUCUUUGAACCAUUGCAAGGUGUUUUCUUAUGUUUAAAAGAAGUUAGGGAUUUCCAUUUUCAUUUAGAGUAUCUUUCAACAUACAUACACUGAACACUUAUUCCUAGAGCUGUGGACCAGUGAGAUGUACCUUUCUAAGGAAGCACUCACAGCUCUUGAUGGAACUGACUUCACUGUGACACCUUCACAGUUUAUAGUGCCCUUUGAUCCGCCUGGGAAAUGAGGAGUCAUCAACUGUGUAGUGAGAGUUAAGGCACUCUAGACCUAUACAGGUCUUCUGGAAAAGAUCUCUCAUAAAACAAGAAAUGAUUAGAGUGAGAAGCAGAGAAUUACUAAGAAAAUACUUUUGUUUUAGCCAAAAUGGGUGAAGUCAGAAUUGACAGCCUCUAUAAUAAGAGUGCAUGAAAACUAGUAUUUUUGAAAAUUGACACUAUUUUCCUCAGGAACUUGUUUCUUUUACUCCUUGCUCAAAUUGGAGAUUUUUGCAGUCGUAAAUUUAAAAGAUAGAAGUAAUCUAUUUUAGUAGUAUUUUCAAAACAGAUUUUUAAAAGAGGUAGGUGUGAACGUAUUAAUACCAUAAUCAAAACAGAUUUUUUAAAGAAUUAGGUGUGAACGUAUUAAUAGCAAAGUAACAUAUUCCCACUUUUGGUGGCUCAUAUCUAAAGUGACCCAACUCCUCAUCUCAGGUGGUGUUUCUCCUGUUUCAGUUUAUCACUUAAAAUGCUUCAUUUUACGGUUAGCAAGAAAGUUCAACUCAAAAUGGUUUAGGUAGUAAAUGUUUUUUGCCUAAGAAACAGAAAUGUCAGGUUUAGGCUCAGAUUUGGUUAUUUAGAGAUUCAUUGCAGUCAUCAAGAACUCAGAUUCCUUCUUCCAUUUGCUUGCUGGAUCAUUGUCACUGUAUCACAUUUUGUCUCUAGGUUGAUUUCUUCAUUUUAACAAAAUGAUUAUAGCAAUUCCAAACACCUCAUCUUCACAGAGCCAUGUUGAAAGGCCAGAAAAGUAAGCAUUCCUUUCUUGCAUUCUUCUUUUUAAAUUAAAAAGAAAAAUUUCCCAGACGUUUCCAUCAGACAUCACUCAUACUGUCCAGUAUUAGAUCACACAUCCAUUCCUAACUCAGUUCAUGGUAAGAAAAAUGAAACUACAAUUCGUUUAUUAAACCAAUCAUAUUUCACCAAAGGCAGGGGCUACCUUCCCUAGGACUCAUGAAUGGUGACUACUUGAAAAAAAUCAGUGUUUUAUUGAGCAAGGAAAAAGAGGGCUGCAGAAUAGUCAACCAACAUUGCCUGCCCUAUGUAGAGAUGCUCAAAAAGAAUUCAACAAUUUUAGCAAACGGAUUUCAUCUGACUUUCAAGAUAAGUGUUCUUUCAAAUGCUACAGAUUAUCAACUAUGGCUGUUUCAUUGUAUUCAGGACAAAGUUCAGGAAAAUUUAUGGUUAAAGAAUGAUAGGUGAGCUAAGAGCUGCAGUUAAACCAAAAAUCAUGGUUUCAAGGAGAACAAUAAAAGAAGAUGAUGCGCAAUUAAACUACAGGGAUGGAAUAAAGUCAUUUCAGAAACUACUGUGCCUCUUUUUUCAUUCCUUACUUUUCUUGACAGCUGCCAUUCCUCACCUUUAACUAAUUAUGGAACACAAGCUGUACCUUCAUUGAGCAGAUUACCUUGGAAGAAAGUUGGCUUGAGCAUGAGCUGUUUGGAUAAUCUCCAGUUACUUCAAUGAGACAUUAGUUUAGCUGAGUAGAGAAUUGGGUUUGGAUUCUGACUUUACUUCUCAAUGACUGUGUGACUCUGGAGAGUUACUUUAACUUUCUGAAUGUCAAUUUUACCUCAUUGAUAAAAUGGAGUUGAAACUUACUGAUUAUAAGAUUGUUGAGGAAAUAAACUAACAUGAUGUUUCCAAAUGUCUGGCUCCUACUUAAUAAAACAUAGUGAUUGUUGUUGUUCAUUUACUAAGUUGUGUCUAACUCUUUGCAACCCCAUGGACUGUAGCACACCAGGCUCCUCUGUCCUCCAUGAUCUCCCAGAGUUUGCUGAAAUUCAUGUCCAUUGAGUCAGUGAUACCGUCUGAACAUCCCAUCCUCUGCCGCCCUCUUCUCCUGCCUUCAGCAUCAGGGUCUUUUCCAAUGAGUUGACUGUUUGCAUCUGGUGGCCAAAGUAUUGGAGCUUCAGCUUCAGCAUCAGUCCUUCCAAUGAAUAUUCAGGGUUGAUUUCCUUGAGGAUUGACUGGUUUGAUCUCCUUGGAGUCCAAGCAACUCUCAAGAGUCUUCUCCAGCACCACAAUUCCAAGACAUCAGUUCUUCAGCAUUCAACCUUCUUUAUGGUCCAGCUCUCACAUUCUUACAGGACUACUGGAAAAAACAUAGCUUUGACUAUAUGGAUUUUUGAUGGCAAAGUGAUGUCUCUGCUUUUUAAUACACUGUCUAGGUUUGUCAUAGCUUUCUUUCCAAGGAGCAAGCGACUUAAUUUCAUGGCUGCAGUCACUAUCCAAAGUGAUUUUGGAGCCCAAUAAAAUCUGUCAUUGCUUCUACUUUUCCCCCUUCUUUUUAUCCAUGCCAUGAAGUGAUGGGACCAGAUGCCAUGAUCAUAGUUUUUUGAAUGUUGAGUUUUAAGCCAGCUUUUUCACUCUCUUCUUUCAUCCUCAUCAAGAGGCUCUUAAGUUCCUCUUCACUUUCUCCCAUUAGAGGGGUAUCAUCUGCAUGUCAGAGGUUGUUAAUGUUUGUCUCAGCAGUCUUUUGAUUCCAGCUUGUGGUUUAUCCAGCCCAGGAUUUCGCAUGAUGUACUCUGCAUAGAAGUUAAAUAAGCAGGGUGACAGUAUACAGCCUUGCUGUUCUCAUAUCCUAAUUUGGAACCAGUUUGUUGUUCCAUGUCCAGUUCUAACUGUUGCUUCUUGACUCGCAUACAGGUUUCUCAGGAGAUGUAUAAGAUGGUCUGGUAUUCCUAUCUCUUGAAGAAUUUUCCAAUUUGUUGUGAUCCACACAGUCACAUACUCUAGCAAAAUCAAUGAGCAGAAGUAGAUUUUUUCUGAAAUUCCCUUGCUUUCUCCAUGUAUGAUCCAACAAAUGUUGGCAGUUUGAUCUCUGGUUCCUCUGCCUUUUCUAAACCCAUCUUGUACAUAUGGAAGUUCUCAGUUCACGUACUGUUGAAGCCUAAGUUGAAGGAUUUUGAGCAUUACCUUACUAGCAUGUGAAAUGAGCACAACUGUGCAGUAGUUUGAAUAUUCUUUCUCAUUGCCCUUCUUUAAGACUGAAGUGAAAACUGACCUUUUCUAGUUCUGUAUAGUAUUUAUUUAUUUGGGAAUACCAGACCACCUUACAUGUCUCCUGAGAAACUUGUAUGUAUAUUUAUAUGUGUGCUUAGUCACUCGGUCAUGUUGGACUCUCUGCGACUCCAUGGACUGUAGCCCACCAGGCUCCUUUGACCAUGGGGAUUCUCCAAGCAAGAAUAUACGAGUGGGUUGCCAUGCCCUCCUCCAAGGGAUCUUCCCAACCCAGGGAUCAAACCCAAGUCUCCAGCAUUGCAGGCACAUUCUUUACCCUCUGAGCUACUAGGGAAGCCUGUAUUUA
Dama dama (fallow deer) is the source of this 10872-nucleotide messenger RNA. It is a transcript of the gene PKP2, whose product is annotated as plakophilin 2. NCBI's taxonomy places the organism in Eukaryota, Metazoa, Chordata, Mammalia, Artiodactyla, Cervidae. Gene Ontology annotation, cellular component: plasma membrane; adherens junction; intercalated disc. Gene Ontology annotation, molecular function: alpha-catenin binding; molecular adaptor activity; intermediate filament binding. The record is from RefSeq and is a predicted model, not a curated record. The transcript has 13 exons. Gene Ontology annotation, biological process: intermediate filament bundle assembly; desmosome organization; heart development. Bases 79 to 2565 code for a protein of 828 amino acids.